CCCCCACCCAUGCAGACAUGUACAUGGUACAUGCACGUGCACACACGCGCAUACAUACAAAAGGUGUCGAUGCUGACGGAUGAAUGGUCUUGCCUGGGGAGGCAGGCAGUGAACGGCACGAGUGGUGCCUGCCUGCAAGGAUGGAUGCCUGCUGCUCGCGAGAUGAAAAGGGCACACACAGCUCCACUCCACUGGCGAGCAGCCUCCGCUCGUGCAUUCUCUGACUCACUGGCUCAGACGCUAGCCACUGCUGAUGGAUGGAUGGAUAAAGACAGGACAGCACAGUUGGUAAUGUGUGUGUGAGUGCUCCGACGUGGGGGGAUGGCUUGAAUCAAACGAAGAGAAGAAACACCACAUGCGCAGCAAAGCGGCGCACUCCAUCCAUCCAUCCAGAAAUAACCACAAACCGUGUCACACGCACACACACACGCACACACACGUAUACAGCAUGCACCCAGAGCAAAGGCACCACCGGGAGGCAAGCCAAUGCAGCAGAAAAAGGAAACGUUACACACAUAAAGAAAGAAAAACACCACACCCGCAAAGAAAAAGGCAAGGCCACUGCUAGUGCGAGGGCUGCAUCAUGUCUAUCAAGGCCAUCGGGUGUAGGGUGGGUAGGCACCGAGAGACUCGUGCAUCUGUGUGCGUGUGUGGGUCUCUGUGUGUGCGUGUUUGCGCAAAAACCCAUCAAGCCACCUAGCCAUCCGUCUAUCCAUUCCGUUGCCCAUGAGCAGCAAAAAACCGGCACAGCACAGCAGCCAAAACACACACAACGUUGGAAGCAGCCAGCCACAUACACGCACAGGGGACUAGUGGUGGAUGUCAUGUCAAAAUGGCGGGCUCUGAGAGCCGCCCCGUCAGUCAGGAUAUAAUAUAAAGCACUCUCACUCACACACAAACUCUCGGUGCACUCUCACUCAAUCAAUUCAAUACCAAUAGAUAGCUGGUAUCAAUAGAUACCUGGUAUAUCAAUUUCUCCCUCCCUCCCUCCCUCCUUGCUUUUGGGUUGGGAGCUCGGGGCGUUCCCCGACCGCACACCGCACAUGACAAGACAUGACAUGACGCCCUUGGCAUGGCAACGCAGCCAUCCCAUUCAGCCAUUAAAUACAAUACACCACACGCGCUCUCUCUCACUAUCCCUAUCCCCCCCCCUCUCUCUCUCUCUCUAUCUCUCUCAGUGUGUGUCGAAUUGUGUGCCUCCCCUCCCUUGACCUAAAACUGCAAACUGACUGCAUCUGCAUCACUAAUCAAGGCAUGCAUAUCCAUCGAAGCAUCUCAUCAUGCCACGCAUGCACCAAAUGAAUGAGCCAGCCGUGCAGCCAGCCAGCCGCAAAAAACGCCAAACGCGACGACCGACGCCCAGGAUCGGGCUGAGCAUGUGUCACCAGAAGAGGGGCCACUUCCGUCUGGGCGAGAGGUUGUUCAUCAGCAGGGCGACGCCGAGCAGCACGAUCCACCCGAUGAGGAAGGGCGAGACGAAGAACCAGAAGGUGCCGCGGUGUACUGCAGGGGCCGCCUGCAGGAAGGCGAUGGGCGUGCUCGCCGCGGGGGGGCAGGUGAUGCCCUGAGCGAUAGUGACGACAGACAGACAUGCAGGGAGGGAGGCAGGAGAGCGGAAUAAGUGGACGAAUGCAUCGCGUGUUGCGAGGGGGGACGGUGGUGCUUACAAUCUUCGCCAUGCCGACGACCGACACCGUCAUGCACAAGGUCGCGCCAAGCCUGAUACACAGACACCCACACAAGCUCUUGAUGUUUUGACCUCUCUCUAUGCGUCCGUCCCCGUGUGCUUAUUCCCUGGUUGCAUUGCAACCAACCUCCCUCACCAGAAGGGCAGUAUCGGGUAGUGCCAGGGGUGCCCCGACUUGCCGACGUCGGUGAUGAAGGAGAAGACGAUCGACACGGUGAGCGCGAACAGGGUGGACAGGAAGAGAAUCCGCGGCUGGCCGAAGGGCGAGGCCGGCGCCACGAAGUAGAGGACCGCCAUCGCACCGAAUGGUCCGAUCAAAUGGAACUGAACACACGAAGUCGUUGGGAAUACACGCUUGUGUCUCUGUGUCUGUGUGUGUGGUUUUGUAACCUACCGAGUCGGGCGAGUCUGAGAAGGCGUAAGUCUGCAGGAGGGUGAGGAUCAUGAACGACAGAAAAACUUCCACGGUCGCCAACACACAGUGGCGGUCAUCCUGCACGUAGCACCACACACCAAACAACACAUGACAGACACACCACACCCUCGGAGCAGUCAGUGACACCCACCCACCCACCUCGUCUCGCUCACCAGUGCCUUAGCAGGGUGUCCCUUGGCGCCGCGCCACUUCUUGAAAUAGGCCCAGGGGUCGUUGAUGACCGCCAUCAGCCACCGGCGGUCGUACGGCUGCAUCCCCGCCUGCGAGUCCUCCACCCCCAGGCGCAUCAUCUCACCCUCCUUGGCGGCGAGUGCCUUGAGUCCCCCAGCCCGGAAGUGCUCCUGCAGUUUGCGCCAUCCGUGGUGCACCACGACCAUCCGAUGGCGGGCGAGGGCCCCCUUGGCACCGCACUUGCGCAGGUCCCACUGCACCACCUUGAGCGCUGCCUUGAGGUAGGCGUCGAACAGCGGACCUUUCAUCCCCGGCACGUCGCUGUCAACCUGAUCAGUAAUUGCACCCAGGGAGGGAGGGAUGGUGCGGUGUGGUGUGGUGUGGUGUGGUGUGGUCCCACCGUCCACAUGUGCACGUACAUACCCGUUGCUCCCUGCGUGUGUAGACGACGAACACGGCGAUGAGCUCCCGUGUGUCGGUCAACAUCAACGUGCUGCGGCGCCGCGUCAGCACCAUCGACUGCGCUACGUUGCCGAUAGACGCCCUUCCGCCGUGCCGAUGCUGCAGCAGAGAACUCGCCGCAGCCAUCUCACCUGCGGUGACGCCACACACACACACACAUAGUUAAACACAUGGGAAUGUUUGCUUGUCCCGUGUGUGUGUGUGCGGCGUGUGUGUGUGACUGACUGACUUUGCACGGCAGCUGCAGCGCUUUCCGAGGGGACGGUGCCGGACCUGGCGCGGGGAGGGCGAGGUGGUGGUCGCUGGGGUCGUUGCGGCCGCUGCCUGAUGCCGCCUGCGGUCAUGGCGAAGAUGGGUAUCGCGCACGAGGUGUGGAACAGCUCCCUCGCCGGCGCAUCCAGCGGCGUGGAAGGGUUCUCGGGGUCGUCAAACACCUGACAGACAUGACGCACACACACACACAACGCAACACAUGGGUGUGGUGUGGUGUGUGAGAGGUGUUUUGGUUUAGUAAGUGUGGUGCCGUGCCGCGCACCCCCCCACUCACCUGGUCGAGGACGUUCCACUCUGUUUCUCCCUCCUGCCACGCGCGGCCAGCCAAACCCACACCGGGAGACAGCCUACACACAUGGCACACACGACACACACACACAGCCCAAUGCCCAUGUACAAACUAGCUGGGCUGGCCGACCGCAUCUCAUCUCGCUUACGUGAUGUUCUUCUCGCUGGGCAAUUUGGCGAAUGCCUGGAGCUUCUCGACGUCGUCCCCCGCGCCCGUGUUGGGCCGCAUCACCCCGUCCACACGCGAGAGCGACGCCAUUCCGUCGUUGGGCGUCCACAUCUCACCGUACACGAACCCGCUGUCAACCAAAUCCUCAAGGUGCCUGCGCAAACAACGCUGCACGGCCGACAGAUCCUCGGCGGCCAACGCCUGCACACACGCCACACACACGUGUGACACACCCAACCAGGAUGACGCCAUUGCAAUCCUGCCUACGCACCUUCCUCUCCCACACGUACCUGCAGUCUGGUGGAGUAGCUGUCGUCGAUAGCGGGGCUGUCUGGGGGCACGGCGCCGUGGAUGACGUUGUACGCAUCGCCCACUGUGGUGGCGCAUCGUCUCAGGGGAACGCCGUCGAUACCGGGCUCGAGAUGGUCACGGUGCUCACGCCGGGAGGGUGUCAGCGCCCCACCGCUGGCGGCAGAUGAGUCGCUGUCGAGCAGCAGGGGGGUCUCCAGGCUUGCCAGUGAGCCCGAAUGGCUGAAGGGGUACAUGACGCCCGCCAUGAUAGAUGCGUCACUUUCAAAGCUUCUGCAGGUGGCCUGCGUCCCACGCUCUCUCUCAACGACGUCAAAACCGCUAUCUCUCUCGCCUCCCACCCUCUUCC
Messenger RNA from Vitrella brassicaformis, 4144 nucleotides. NCBI's taxonomy places the organism in Eukaryota, Vitrellaceae. The record is from the annotation of a GenBank genome assembly.